CGUUCAUACUUGUCUUUAUCUAUUAAUUACAUGCGUGCUGUGAUUACAUGUGUUACUGUGUUUUACUUACACAUUCUGUAUUAUCCGAUAAGCACAAUAAUUCGAAACUUACGUUAAUUAUACAUUUGGUCAAGGCCAAUGAAUGGAUUUUGCGAGGCAACAACUCGAAAAAUAUGGAUGGAACGAAGGGAAAGGAUUGGGACGUGCCGAAAAUGGAAUUUCUCAAGCAAUUAAACCGAAAUUGAAGUUUGAUAAUGCUGGUAUAGGUCAUGAUGCUGCAGAACAAUUUACCCAUUGUUGGUGGGAAAGAGCCUACAACAGUGCUAAUAACAACAUUGAAACUGGUAAUGAGAUGAGAAAGAAAUCAAAAGACAAAGAUUUCGAAAUAUCAACGAAAACAUACUCAGUACAAAACUUAAAGAAUAAAACAAGCUUGCUCUAUGGAUCAUUCAUAAAAACGGAAAGACUCACCGAAAAUGGCACUGAACAUUACAAUGUUCCUAUAUUAGAGACUGAGCCUUUAAAAUCUUACCAAGGAAUGACUGAUGAAGAACUGUUUGCUUCUUGUGAAGGAAGAACUGUUCAUAAAGGUGCUCGACAUGGUUUAAACCUAACUGGAAAACUAUUAAGAAUCGAAAAACAAGAAAAGAUGCUGCUCAAAAAAAUGAAAAAAAUUUCCUUAUCUGAGGAUAGCUGCAGUAAAGCUGACAGGAAAUUAAAGAAACUAGAAAAGCACAAGCAAUGUGAGGGAAAGAUUACAUCCCUGGCAGGCAAAGAUGAUACCCCAUCCACUUCUCAGAUUUCCACUUCCAAAAAAUCAAAGAAACGAAAGAGUGUUACAUUUUACGAAACUGUAACCAAAAUUUACACGGAACCAGAUAGCAAAGUUGUACCUGUGAGGGAUGACAAUAGUGGUUCGGAUGAAGGAAUUGAGAAAGAUUUGCUAAACAAUAACAAUGAGGUGAAUGUGGACCAUGACAGAGCGUUUGAGGAAACCAGCAGAAUGGAUAUGUCAACCCAAAAAAGAAAAUUCUUUGAAAAACGCAGAAUGGAAGCAAAACUGUGUUCCACAGCAAGCAAAUUUUUGGAAAGCGUCUCUACUAAAACCGAAGACCACGCAAUGCAAGUAGAAAAACAUUGUACAUCGAAAAAACGCAAACGCCUGGAAGAGAAAGUGGAUUUGAGCAACAAACGGAAGUCUAUUGAAACUCCGGAACUGUCGAAGAAAAAGAAAAACAAGAAAAAGAAACAUAAGAUUAGCCCAGAGGAAGCAAAAGUUAUGAAAUCUAUUAGUAAAUCUCUUAAAAGUUUUUGUCGCAUUUCUGAAAGUAACUAAAAAUAAAGUUUCUUUUCCGUUCAAUUGCAAUUGCGCAUCGUUUUAAAUUCAUGCAAUUUUUUCGAGUUAAAUGUUUAUUUUUUAUUUACUUUGUUAUUCAUUAGACUAAAAUUACAUUUUAUUUAAAGUAAUUCUCAUUAAGUGUCAACAAAAGAAACGCUUCAAAAAAUAUUUUUAAUGGUGAAAUUUUGCUAUUAACUUUAGUUUCGAGUUUUCGAAGAUAAGUUCGAAUGUCCAAUUGGGAGAAUAAAGAAUCUUGAUACUA
Dendroctonus ponderosae (mountain pine beetle) is the source of this 1601-nucleotide messenger RNA. Its product is annotated as G patch domain-containing protein 4. NCBI's taxonomy places the organism in Eukaryota, Metazoa, Arthropoda, Insecta, Coleoptera, Curculionidae. Gene Ontology annotation, cellular component: nucleolus. Gene Ontology annotation, biological process: regulation of ribosome biogenesis. The coding region runs from base 143 to 1336 and encodes 397 amino acids. The record is from RefSeq and is a predicted model, not a curated record. Gene Ontology annotation, molecular function: nucleic acid binding. The transcript is spliced from 4 exons.